UCAUCUUCUCCACACAGCUCAGUAAACCACACAGAAGUUUCGCAUUUCAAUGCUCUCGCUGCAUCAUGGUGGGAUCCGCAUGGCUCAAGCAGGCUGCUGCAUCUUAUGAAUCCAUUGCGUCACGACUUCAUUCAAAGAUGUAAAGAGACACGCAUACAGGAGGAAGGUCAGAAGAUGCGGAUACUUGAUAUUGGUUGCGGAGGCGGCAUCUUCGCCGAAUCUGCUGCACGCCUUUCGAGCACAGCUAGUGUGACAGCAAUCGAUCCCACACCCGAGGUGAUCGCAAUAGCACGCAAGCACGCUCGUACGGAUCCCAAGCUCAUGGAGGAAGGUCGCUUGACAUAUCUCAACACUGCAAUUGAGAACCUUCCAUUGCCGUCAAGUCCGCAAGAAGGAUUUGACGUCAUCACUGUUUUCGAAGUCAUCGAGCAUAUUCAGCAACCCGUGCCAUUUCUGCGUGCAGUGCUGAAGCAUCUCAAACCUGGUGGCUGGCUUAUCGGGUCGACGAUCGCGCGGACAGGCGUCAGCUGGCUGACGACCAAGUUUGUGGCGGAGGAGGUGCUACGGAUGGUGCCGCGUGGCACGCACGAAUGGAGUCAAUAUAUCCAGCCCUCGGAGAUGCGCGAGUGGGCCAAAUAUGAAGAUGGUGUGGAUGUCGGUGUGGACGGCCGCGGAUGGCAAGUGAUGGGUGUAGUUUAUGUUCCAGGGCUUGGCUGGAAGGAGGUUUCAGGGAGUGCCGACUGGGGCAAUUACUUUUUUGGUGUGAGGAAGCUC
Dissoconium aciculare CBS 342.82 is the source of this 774-nucleotide messenger RNA. Its product is annotated as ubiquinone biosynthesis O-methyltransferase. The record is from RefSeq and is a predicted model, not a curated record. Lineage: Eukaryota; Fungi; Ascomycota; Dothideomycetes; Mycosphaerellales; Dissoconiaceae. The annotation marks the transcript as partial. Gene Ontology annotation, biological process: ubiquinone biosynthetic process. The transcript has a single exon. Gene Ontology annotation, molecular function: 2-methoxy-6-polyprenyl-1,4-benzoquinol methyltransferase activity.